This is a messenger RNA of Synchiropus splendidus (mandarinfish), 2914 nucleotides long. RefSeq lists its product as uncharacterized. The record is from RefSeq and is a predicted model, not a curated record. The transcript has 7 exons. Bases 1193 to 1849 code for a protein of 218 amino acids. NCBI's taxonomy places the organism in Eukaryota, Metazoa, Chordata, Actinopteri, Syngnathiformes, Callionymidae.
CUCCAUCGUCCAUGUGCAUGAGGACAUGUUUGCUCUGGCUGGAUUUCACCGGAGUGGAACUGAAGCCCUCGGAGGCAGAGGCAGGACGCCGCGGCAUUCCUUUUCGAAACAUGGCGAGUUCCGCUGUACAUAUAUAUAGUGGAAAUAUUGAAUAUCGACGCCCAGUCAGUGACUUUACAGGCCUCCUAUUAGCAAGUUAUGUUUCAAAAAGAAGACGCAGGCAAUAUAAAGGCAGUCCAAUCCACACAAACGUAUGCUAACAGACAGCUAGCAUCACUACUAUAGGAUGUUUUUAAGUUCAGCUCCUGCGCCCGAGUGUCUGAAAUUCACGCAAACGCGUUUUUAAUUACCGUAGUUUCCUCUACAUUACUUUACAGAGCUUAAAGAGCGUGACGGGGGAGACAGACCGACAAAACUCACUGCAGCAACAAGUAGCGAUUCAGGAAGCAGUAUUUCCCACAAUGCACUUCGCCACCAGCCUAUCGACGCGCCGUUACCUUGACGACGCGUGACGCCGGCGUAACCAUAGACGCUUAUCCAGCGAAGACCGGUUGUUCUCUUGAACUAUAGACUACUAGUCAUCUGCACAGAAAUCUGACAAUUGCAAGGCACAUGGAAAGACAAAUAGUUAGGAGGUACAUUUUACUUAAACCCGAGGGUUCAAGACCUCUUUGAAAACAAGUGGGAAUAAAAUAUUUUGUAAUUUUAUGUGUCUACGUGUUUUACUGAAGUGCACUUUUUUCCAGAGCCCCAGAAGCAGUGUGUAAUGAAGAGGAAACUGUUUGAUCCAGAAUACAGCAAUUAAAAACUUGAAUUUUUCUAUAUAUUUUUGCUUUCAGUAUAAACUGCCAGCAUCAGAGAUUGUUGACAUUGAUGCAACUAUCGAGUGAGGUAGUGUUGAAGUCGCACCCCACUAUACAAUGAAUUGGUCUUUGAUCCAGAGAGCUUCAGAAACAUUUCACUUUCAUCUCUGUGAUUCAGAAAGGGCUUGACAAGAACACUGCUUUAAGCUAAACCAUGAUCUCACUUCCUGCAGAGCGGACUUUAGCUGUUCACUAUCAAUCUCAGCUGAACUUUGACCCUUCUCCGGCACUCAGGAGUAAAGGAAAUAUUUGUCAGCCUCAAAGCUCUCCGGGUGUUUUGAGCAGACAUUUGGUGGAACAUGAAGUUUUUCUGAAAAUAGUAGGUCACUAUGUCAGCCAUGGCCACAGAGAACAUGUUCCAGGAGGGUCUCUACCAGGUGUUUGUGAAGGCCAGGCCCUCACAGCGUCGCUCUCAGGUUGAGGAUACUCACAACGUAGAGCUGGACAACGCCAGGAUCCACCGCUGGUUCGGCUCAGUGGUCAACACCAGACUCCUGCUGUCUGGGCUGAUGCAGAUCCUCAGCUCUGUUGCCUGCACGCUCUCAACCGUCACACACGCAUGCGUCAGCUACGACUGCUCCGUCUCCAUGACGACGCCGGCCUGGUCUAGUCUCUUUUUCUUUGCUGCCGGGUGUUUGGCGGUGGCUGUCCAGAGGAGCGCUAACAAGUUAAAGAUCAUCAUUUUGAUGGGUCUGAACAUCUUCACUCUGGUGUUUGGCUUCUCUGCCGCCCUGGCCUUCAGCAUCCGGACCAGAACGGCGGUGCCCCUGAACACACACCAUCAGCUGGCUGGUUCCUACAUCGCCAUGGCAAGUUCUGUCAUCUUCACUGUCCUCUGCAUGAUCCUGUCCAUCUAUGUGAUCUUCCUCUCAUGGAGGGGUCUUCAUCGCUACAGUCCUCCGCAUGUCAAUGCGUACAAUCGUGUUUCGCAGGAGUCGGACGACACCAGUGGACCUUUGCUGGAACAAGUGGAGCUGAAUAUGUGAACUUUUUACUCUUGGAAUCACUCCGCUGUGUUGCGUAACAUUUUUACCUGACAAAGUGCAAUCAUGAGUUGAAUAUGUUGAAAAUGCAAUGAAAUUAUGUAUAAGUCGAAAACAUAUUAAGAAUGUUUUCUUUGUCCUCCAUUUUUGGCGUUUUGUUUUGUCAUAUACAUCUUUUUUUUUUUUUUACCGGUGUUAAAUAAAAUUCUGACGCCUUUGUAGUCCAAGCGGCAACAAUGAAAGACGCUUCCGCAUAGUCACCGGCAGAGGGCGGCAUUGCCCUUAUAUUUACUCCUGAGCGCCACAAAAACUCCUUGCGUGAAGCACAUCUUCAGCAGCUUGUUUGAGCGGGUCGUCAAGGUGGUGUGGAACAAAGUGAAUUUCAAAUCUGCCAAUGUUCAGACCACCAUAUACACAUCUUAAUGUUGACCUCAUCUACUGACCUUUGACCUCAUACCAGUCAUGCCUCUUGUCCAACAACUACUCCACGCUCACUCAACACACUAGAUUAAAAAAAAAAGUCAGCUAGUUUCUCACGCCAUGCUGGACUAACAACUUCCAGCUGUUGCCUGGUCGGCAGCGCUGCUAUGGGAACAUGGUGAGCACACACAGCAACAUGGGAUUCAUCAGCACAUGGACGCAAGAGAAGAAGAGAAAGCAGGACCAAGAGGACGGGGGUCUGCCAAAAACACAUGAGUGAUUCUUCUGGGAGAAAAGUGUGUGUUAGUCGCUGCUGAAAAAUGCCUCCAUCCUUUUGUCCAGCUGUUAACUCGCCUCCUGUCCAGAUGGUGGUGAGUAAUGUCGUUUGAAGCCCAUCUUCAUCUGUAAUUCCACAGGAAAUCCUCUUCCUCCUCUGAGGAGAAAGUGUGGGGGGAGCAGAGGGUCUGGACGUGAUGACAAGACGGUUCGUCUGGAGGGAGAGGAAGCUUUGACCAGAUGUGGGGAUUCCCUGAGAUUACAUCUACAGGGGCCCUUAAAUAUUCAAACAGGCUCAAGACUUUACCUUAAGAUAACAUGUUUCAACUCUCGUUUUAUAUAUAUAUAUAUAUGUUUUCUCCAUUUUUUUGU